This is a messenger RNA of Yamadazyma tenuis ATCC 10573, 432 nucleotides long. RefSeq names its product mitochondrial 54S ribosomal protein uL30m (gene MRPL33). Gene Ontology annotation, biological process: translation. Gene Ontology annotation, cellular component: mitochondrion; large ribosomal subunit. The record is from RefSeq and is a predicted model, not a curated record. NCBI's taxonomy places the organism in Eukaryota, Fungi, Ascomycota, Pichiomycetes, Serinales, Debaryomycetaceae. Gene Ontology annotation, molecular function: structural constituent of ribosome.
GAGUGUGUGAAUAGUGAGACUUUCCCAACAUGUCAUCUGCUUCAAACGCUGCGAAGAGUAUGUUCUACAAGAUCACCCAGCUUCGUUCUACCAUAGGAAUGCCUCCCGUGGUGCGUAAGAACAUGGAGGCUUUGGGGUUGACCAAAAGAUACCAAAUUAAAUACCAGAAAGUUUCCCCUUCGACUGCCCAUAGAUUGAUUAAAGUGAAAGAAUUGGUGAAAGUCGAGUUGGUAGACGAAGCUAAGACGCCGGCGCAAGUGGCUCAAGAAAGAAAGUUUCCUAAAGGAUUCCAAAUUCAAAAAGGUGAAGCUGUUAACAAGUAUGAGUGAAAGAAACUAAGAAAUACAUGAUUGCAUAAGGUUUUAGAGACGGGUGUCAACUUCCCGGGGACACCGUUUGUAUAUACGGGUUUAAUACAAGGAAAUAAGUAUG